AUGGAAAUAACUCGUGAGAUUUCGGUUCUAUUUGAAUCCGAAUCUUUUGAACAAAUAGCACAAAUUAUUCAAGAUAAUAAAGAGCUUACUUUACAAGAAAAAAAAUAUAUUAAAGAUACAUUCAUUAAAGGAAGAAAUGUACAUGGAAGAAAGACAAACAUGCUAAAUGCAUUAUGCGUUCGUUGCCAAUCUGAGCUGUCUGCUGAAUUUUCUUGCCUCGAAUCAAGUGGAGGAUUUGCAAACGUAUAUAUUGCCAAGUGGAUGGAUGGUUCAAUAAUUAGUUGGGAUGCGUAUAAACAAAAGUUUUUAAGAGGUAUGCCUGGUCCGGUUAUAUUGAAAUCCAUGAAAAAUCCUGAAAACCAUAGUGAGAACUUUUACCAAGAGAUAUUGGUUCAUAUUACAGUUUCUUUGGACUGCCCGUACAUUGUUUCAUGCUAUGGUUUGACCAAGGAACCAGAAAGUGGUAAUUUUAUGAUGAUUUUGGAAUACCUUUAUGACGGAGAUUUAAAAGAUUUUUUAAAAAAUAAAGAUAUUACUCUUUCAUGGAGAACAAGAUAUUCCAUACUUCAUAAUAUUGUUUCUGCACUUUCGAAAAUGCAUCUUUAUAAUAUUUUGCACGGAGACAUUCACCCUGGAAACAUUAUAUCAUCUAGAAAUAUGUGGUGUGUCGGUGAUUUAGGGCUUUCAAUUAAUAUAUGUAAUAGUGUUCGUCCUGAAAUUAAUUGCAAACUUCCAUCUGACUAUGAAGAAAUGAUGAAAAGAUGUUGGAAUUCUGAUAGUUUAAGUAGACCAAAUGCAUCUGAGCUUUUAAAAUUUUUGACAACUAAUUUACAAAAGAUAUACAAGAAUGAAUUGAUUAUCCCAGAAUUAGAUGAAAACUUAACUUCUUCACUGUUUACAUCAGACAUUGAUCUUAUUCCAAAAAUCAUUAAUACAG
Molecule: messenger RNA, 937 nt
Organism: Dentiscutata erythropus
Lineage: Eukaryota; Fungi; Glomeromycota; Glomeromycetes; Diversisporales; Gigasporaceae
Source: the annotation of a GenBank genome assembly